Molecule: messenger RNA, 2813 nt
Organism: Pectinophora gossypiella (pink bollworm)
Lineage: Eukaryota; Metazoa; Arthropoda; Insecta; Lepidoptera; Gelechiidae
Exons: 8
Coding region: 104-1675 (523 amino acids)
Biological process (GO): regulation of muscle contraction; regulation of potassium ion transport
Cellular component (GO): striated muscle dense body; plasma membrane
Molecular function (GO): potassium channel regulator activity
Source: RefSeq, a predicted model, not a curated record
CUUUAUUCAGGCAACUAGGCCCACACAUUGCAUUACAUUACAUUAAAUAAAAUAUAAUAAAAAUAAAAUAAAUUAACAUAAAAUGGCGAUGGUGCGGUAGCGUAUGGGCAGCUUGCCAGAGCUAACGGAGCGCGCGCGACCCGCCCGCGCCGCGCGCACCGUGUCCGACCCACAUCGACAUCGAGCCAUCAUCACGCAGCUACCUGUGAGCACUAUAUGCAAGAAGGAAUGGCUUUGGAGGAAGCCGAAAGCGGCGUCGAGGGCACCGCCACCAGCCAGCCGCCGGCGGGACUCAGCUUCGUCCUCGGUGGGCGCGGCCUCCGUGCGGCGGCUCAUCACGCGGCAGCCGCCGCAGGUGCCGCAGCCCCUCGUGCACAGGUUCACGCUGCUGUGUGUGUCCAGCGGGCUCGCCGCCACGGCACUGCUCCCCUUCACCGCGUUCGCCGGCGCCGAGGCAGGAGCCAUGCCGCUCGCGCUGAUGCACUCCGCCGCCGCAGUCGUUGCGCCCUUCUCUCCUCUCCUCAUUCAAAAGACUGGAACCCGGCUAGUGAUUACGUUAGCUCACGUGCUAGUGUGUGUCCUGUUGACCGCUCAUACGGUGGCGACGCCCUUGUCGGUGCUACUGCCGCUGUACGGGCUGUGCGGAGUGACGCUAUCGCCGAUGUCGCUGGCGCUGUCGACGUCGGCGACGACGCUGGCGCAGGCGGCGGGGGACGAGGGCCGGCGCAAGGUGGCUCUGCGCCGCGCGCUUCGGGCGCUGCGCGCGGCGCAGGACAUCGGGCUACUGGUGGGCGCGCUGAUGCUCGGCGCCGCGCUCGUGAUCUGGCCCGAGGACGGCGCUCCGCUCACGUACACUCCGCUCCCGACGAACGCCACAGUGUCGAGGUGGCCGCCGUCUGAAGAGUUCCUAGAAGAUGAUUAUGAGGAGCGCACAUGCGGCGCAGCAGGGUGCCCGGCGGCGGGCGGCGGCUGGCGGCCGGCGCUGAGCGCGACGGGGCGGCGCGCCGUGGUGGGCGCCUGGGCGCUGCUGGCGCUACUGGCCGCACUGCUAGCCGCGCUGUGCGCCGCGCCCCCCGCGCCGCCCCCGGACGCCCGGUCCGUGCUGCGGGAUCCGCGCGCCCUGCUCGGCGCGCCCAUGGGAUUCUUCAUCGGACUCCAACAGGGUUUCAUUUAUACCUCAUAUAUUAAGUGGUACGGGGUGUGCGUGGGCGGGUGGAGCAUGGCGUGGGGCGCGCUGGCGGGCGCGGGCGCGCUGCAGGCGCUGGCAGCGGCCACGCUGAGCAUGGCGGCGGCGCGCGGCCGCCGGGGGGCGCUGGCCGCGGGCGGCGGCGCCGCGCACGCCGCGCUGCUGCUGGCGCUGCUGCGCUGGCGGGCCGCGCGCACCGACCUGGCGCUGCCCGCGCUGGCGGCCGCCGCCUGGGGCGCCUGCAGCGCGCUCUGGGACGUACUACAGACGGGGCUGUGCGUGGGCGGCGCGGGCUGGCGCGGCGCGUGGGCGGCGACGCUGCUGGCGCGGCACGCGGGGCUGGCGGCGGCGUGCGCGGCGCGCGGCCUGCUGUGCUGCCGCGCGCAGCUGGCCGCGCUGGCCGCCGCGCUGCUGGCCGCGCUCGCCGCGCACGUGGCGCUCGACCUGCGUCUCAGGAGAGGAGCGGAGGCGGCCCGGCACAGGUCCUAGCGAAGGGCCACGGCGACUCAGCUGGCCGCCCUGUCGCCGCCUGACGUCGCCCCCGAGGACGCCGCCCCCCAUUUCAUCAGCUAAUAGCGCCCCUACCGACACCCUUUGUUUAGGGACAUUUUAAGAUUACGCGGCACUUUUUCGGCGUUCCAACGAAUUCCAGUUCCAAUCACAGAUUUAGGUCGCACUUUAGCCGUGUUUUCGUACGAAUUCGAUACUAUGUCGUGCCCACACUGAGUGCGAGUUGGUUGUUGUAGACCACAGCGUUCGUAAUAGUAAUCGGAUUCGUACGAAAACGCAUCCGUAAGUACUUGAGUGUGACCGGCCUUAUAAGUAUUUCACUCAAGAUUUCAAAGACUACGAUUUAUUCUUCUAAACUUAGUGUAUCAUAUCUACUUUUUCUUAAGCUGUACAGUCAUGAGCAAUAUCAUGUACCCACUUUAGAACCCUGUCGCACUAACAUAUUUGACAUUUAAUGAGACUUACGGUUUCAUUUGUCAAAAAAGUUAAUAUGACAUGGUUUCAAAGUGUAUACAUAUUAGCACUCGUGACGGUAUAUUGCAUUUUAAGAAUAAUAAUAAGUAAGUAAUGUAAGUACGUAUGUAUGUGACCGAGUACCAAGGUCACACAUUUAGGUAGGUAUUUACCUACUAUUGCCACAGAAUGAGGAAUAAUACUACGUAUAGAAUGGCAACUCUCCGCUCCCCACCAGCGGCUGAGCUGUUUACCUCACCCCCCGUCGAACAUAGUUUAGUCUCGAUCGUACGGGUGUCAAACGUCACAAACACAGUUGCGCGUGUACGAUGACGUCAAUGUGUGGUGUCUGUGUAAAACAAGGUUGUAUGAAGUGUCCGGGAUGUGUUAUUUUGUAUAGAACACGAUUAAAGUCGCCUUAUAGUGAAAAACACGUAAGCACCUUUUUGAAAAAAUCUGUUUCGAAUGUGAUUUUUGGCAACAAAACCUCGCAAUAGACACCCUAGUUUGAAUCCAGGUAUAUAUUUGUGGUCUCAAUAUUAAAGCCGUAAUGAAAUAUAUUAUUCGCACGCUGUAUGGUUGAGUGAUGGAUUUUUUUUUUGAUAUAAUAUAUAUUUAAGAUCUUUUGUACCACUCUAGAGCGAAUAAAUUUUAUUUCAUUUCA